This is a messenger RNA of Didymella exigua CBS 183.55, 1196 nucleotides long. RefSeq names its product DUF1479-domain-containing protein. The coding region runs from base 96 to 1097 and encodes 333 amino acids. The transcript has a single exon. The record is from RefSeq and is a predicted model, not a curated record. Lineage: Eukaryota; Fungi; Ascomycota; Dothideomycetes; Pleosporales; Didymellaceae.
UCAUUAAUCAUGUUGCAGCUUUCCCUGCCAAUAGUCCUCAGGUCUUCGAGCUAUACUGGUCGCGCACACAGCUGCUCGCACGCGGUCACCCAAAUAUGCUGAAGACCCAGAAGUUUCUGAUGUCGUUCUGGCACAGCAUCAACCCGCACAUCCCAAUAUCGACACAACAUCCCGUUAGCUACGCCGAUCGUCUUCGAAUGCGCCAGCCUGGCGAUGCCAAAUUCGCCGUGGGGCCACACGUGGACGGCGGAAGCGUCGAGCGCUGGGACGAGAAGGGAUACGGUUUGGGCAAAGUCUACGACUCGGUCUGGAAAGGGAAAUGGGAAGACUUUGACCCCUGGGAGGCGAGCUGCCGUCUGUUGGCCAAGCUUGACCUGCACCAGGGCGUAGGAGCUUGCAGCGCGUUUCGCAUGUUCCAGGGCUGGUUGUCGCUGAGUACAUGCAGUGCGUUUGAGGGCACUUUGCUUGUCAAUCCACUUCUGGCCAAGGCAACUGCGUACUACCUUCUCCGCCCAUUUUUCUCGCCGAAGCGUGGCGUCGACCAGGGCGCGCAGACAGCUUCUGAAGCCGUCACCAAGUCAACCGACUUCCUCGCUUCUGAGAACUGGGAGAUGGAUGCUACGCCCUCGGCUUGGGUACAGGGUGCUACACCAGGUCAUGGACAGGAGCUCUCGCGCCUGCUGCAUCCUCACCUCGACUUGCAGAAGUCGAUGGUCCACAUGCCAACAGUCAAGCCUGGUGACUACGUCGCAUGGCAUUGCGAUACCGUCCAUGCUGUCGACAAGGUCCAUGCAGGCAAGGUUGACUCGAGCGUGAUGUACAUUCCGGCUUGCCCAAUGACAGAGGAUAAUGCGAACUACCUCGUGCGCCAGCGUGACAACUUUAUCGAUGGCACACCCAGUCCUGACUUCGGAGGCGGUAUUGGUGAGAGCCAGCACGUUGGACGCAUCAAGCCUGAAGAGAUGCACGAGCUGGUUGGUGAAGAAGGUUGCCGCGCAAUGGGUCUAGAGGCGUGGGACAGCGACGCUGCCGGUUUGAUCCCUGGGCAGCGCGUAAUCCUGGACAGGGCGAAUAAGAUCCUAGGGUUCUAUGACUAGGACUCUGGACGUCAACUGUAAUUCUUAGUGUCUUUUAACUGUGAUUGCUCUUGUACAUGUCUAUCUUCCUUUCAAAUCUAAUUGCGCCAUCUAGCCAAA